This is a messenger RNA of Acomys russatus (golden spiny mouse), 1962 nucleotides long. It is a transcript of the gene Prkcz, whose product is annotated as protein kinase C zeta. NCBI's taxonomy places the organism in Eukaryota, Metazoa, Chordata, Mammalia, Rodentia, Muridae. Bases 91 to 1869 code for a protein of 592 amino acids. The transcript has 18 exons. The record is from RefSeq and is a predicted model, not a curated record. Gene Ontology annotation, molecular function: protein binding; ATP binding; protein serine/threonine kinase activity. Gene Ontology annotation, biological process: protein phosphorylation.
CCCGCCUGGCAACCCGGCCGUGCGCGGGGGCCGCUAGCCAUGGCCCGUGCGCCCCGGACGCAGCGCUGACGGCGGCUGGCGGACCGCGCCAUGCCCAGCAGGACGGACCCCAAGAUGGACCGGAGCGGCGGACGCGUCCGUCUGAAGGCGCACUAUGGCGGGGACAUCCUGAUUACCAGCGUGGAUGCCAUGACAACGUUCAAGGACCUCUGUGAGGAAGUACGAGACAUGUGUGGCCUGCACCAGCAGCACCCACUCACCCUCAAGUGGGUGGACAGUGAAGGUGACCCUUGUACUGUGUCCUCACAGAUGGAGCUGGAGGAAGCCUUCCGCCUGGCCUGUCAGGGCAGGGAUGAAGUGAUCAUCAUCCACGUUUUCCCAAGCAUUCCAGAAGAACCCGGCAUGCCUUGUCCUGGAGAAGACAAAUCCAUCUACCGCCGUGGAGCCAGAAGAUGGAGGAAGCUGUACCGCGCCAACGGCCACCUCUUCCAAGCCAAGCGUUUUAACAGGAGAGCGUACUGUGGCCAGUGCAGCGAAAGGAUAUGGGGUCUCUCGAGGCAGGGCUACAGGUGCAUCAACUGCAAGCUGCUGGUCCAUAAACGCUGCCACGUCCUCGUCCCGCUGACCUGCAGGAGGCAUAUGGAUUCUGUCAUGCCUUCCCAAGAGCCUCCAGUAGAUGACAAGAGUGACGGUGUAGACCUUCCCUCAGAGGAAACUGAUGGAAUCGCGUAUAUUUCUUCAUCUCGGAAACAUGACAACAUCAAAGAUGAUUCUGAGGACCUUAAGCCUGUCAUCGACGGGGUAGAUGGGAUCAAAAUCUCUCAGGGGCUGGGGCUGCAAGACUUCGACCUCAUCAGAGUCAUCGGGCGCGGGAGCUACGCCAAGGUCCUCCUGGUGCGGCUGAAAAAAAACGACCAGAUUUACGCCAUGAAAGUGGUGAAGAAGGAGCUCGUCCACGACGACGAGGACAUUGACUGGGUGCAGACGGAGAAGCACGUGUUUGAGCAGGCGUCCAGCAACCCCUUCCUGGUCGGCUUGCACUCCUGCUUCCAGACGACGAGCCGGUUGUUCCUGGUCAUAGAGUACGUCAACGGGGGAGACCUCAUGUUCCACAUGCAGAGACAGAGGAAACUUCCAGAGGAGCAUGCCAGGUUCUAUGCUGCCGAGAUCUGUAUCGCCCUCAACUUCCUACACGAGCGAGGGAUCAUCUACCGGGACCUAAAACUGGACAACGUCCUCCUUGAUGCUGACGGGCACAUUAAGCUGACGGACUAUGGCAUGUGCAAGGAAGGCCUAGGCCCUGGUGACACAACAAGCACUUUUUGUGGAACCCCAAACUAUAUCGCCCCUGAAAUUCUGCGCGGAGAAGAAUAUGGGUUCAGCGUGGAUUGGUGGGCGCUGGGUGUGCUCAUGUUCGAGAUGAUGGCUGGGCGUUCCCCGUUUGACAUCAUCACGGACAACCCUGACAUGAACACUGAAGACUACCUUUUCCAAGUUAUCCUGGAAAAGCCGAUCCGGAUUCCCCGCUUCCUGUCUGUCAAGGCCUCACACGUCUUGAAAGGAUUUUUAAAUAAGGAUCCCAAAGAGAGGCUUGGCUGCCGGCCGCAGACUGGGUUCUCUGACAUCAAGUCACACGCCUUCUUCCGCAGCAUAGACUGGGACCUGCUGGAAAAGAAGCAGGCCCUGCCUCCCUUUCAGCCCCAGAUCACGGACGACUAUGGCCUGGACAACUUUGAUACGCAGUUCACCAGCGAGCCCGUGCAGCUGACCCCAGAUGACGAGGACGUCAUAAAAAGGAUUGACCAGUCUGAGUUUGAAGGCUUUGAGUACAUCAACCCACUUCUGCUCUCUGCUGAGGAGUCCGUGUGAGGCCAUGAGCAUCUGUUGUGGACACACCUGUGAAUGACCCUGUCACUUUACCCUUAACUACAGCAUAUGCAUGCCAGGCUGGGCACUUAGGCU